GGAGCGUACGAGCACCGGUGCAGGGAGACGUGUGGCAGCCACAACACAGCUGGGACCCACAGCUGCCUUCACCUGUCCUCGUCGCCCCUACACCACCACCAUGCCCACCGUCUCUGUGAGUCGGGACGCCUUGUUUAAGGCUCUCGACAAGUCUUACUCGGAUGAAGAAUUUGAUGAGCUGUGCUUCCAGUAUGGGUUGGAAGUCGAUGAUAUAGUUGAUGACCCAGAUAAAGGGGUAACAUACAAGAUUGAAGUUGGAGCCAAUCGCUACGACCUUCUGUGCUUUGAGGGUAUCGCUCGAGCUUUGUGUGUUUACUUGGGAAAGGAAUCGCUUCCAAAUUAUCGUGUAGUGCCAGCCAGUGAACCAGAAAAGUAUAAGCUAAUAGUAAAGCCAUCAACAGCCCAGGUGCGUCCAUAUGUAGUUGGAGCUGUCUUGCGGAACAUGAAAUUUAAUCAGGCUACAUAUGAUUCCUUCAUUGAUCUGCAGGACAAGUUGCAUCAAAAUCUAGCUCGGAAACGCACUUUAGUUGCAAUUGGUACUCAUGAUUUAGACACUAUCUCGGGUCCUUUCAUAUAUGAUGCCAAACCACCGCAAGACAUUUCAUUUGUACCUCUGAACCAGUCUGAGGUUAUAAGAGCUGACAAACUCCUGGAAAUGUAUUCUCAUGAUUCGCAUCUUAAGGAGUAUGUGCCCAUUAUAAAGGACAAGCCUGUUUACCCAGUGAUCACAGACCAGAAGGGUGUAGUGCUGUCUCUGCCACCUAUCAUCAAUGGCAACCACUCCAAGAUUACCCUCAGUACACGAAAUGUGUUUAUUGAGUGUACUGCUACUGAUCGUUACAAAGCCCAGAUUGUGCUGGACACUCUUGUCUGUAUGUUCUCUGGCUACUGUGAACAGUCUUUCACUGCUGAACCAGUUCAGGUAGAGUAUCCCAGUGGAGAGCGUGUCCAGUAUCCAACCCUUCAGUACCGUCAACAAGAAGCAGCUGUUUCGUAUUGCAACAUUUUAACAGGAGUGAGUGAAACUGCGGAAAACAUUGCAGAGAAGCUGACCUCCAUGAGUCUUUCAGCUAAGCCACAGGGACAAGACAAAGUUAUGGUUGAGGUUCCUCCAACCAGAUAUGAUAUUUUGCACGAGUGUGAUAUAGCUGAGGAUUUUGCCGUGGCAUAUGGCUUUGAUCGGUUGGCAGCUGACUUGCAAAUGCCUCCAACAAAUACUAUUGGCCAAGAAAUUGAACUAAACUAUCUCAGUGACAAAUUGAGAUUACUGAUGUCUCAGAAUAACUACACAGAAGCUGCCACAUUUUCAUUAUAUUCAAAGAUGGAUAUAGGUGAGAGAAUGAGAGUGAACAUUGAUAACGUACCUUGGGUUAAAGUGGCUAAUCCCAAAACUACUGAAUGUGAAGCGCUUCGAGUCAGCCUUUUACCCGGACUACUGAAAACAUUGGCUGCAAACAAACACAUCUCCUUACCCCUGCGAUUAUUUGAGGUAUCUGAUGUUGUGCUGCGAGAAAGUUGCCCUACUGCCACCAGAGGCACAGGUGCACUUAAUCAACGACACCUGUGUGCCAUUAACUACAAUGUAAAAGCUGGAAUAGAAAUAGUUCAGGGUCUCUUGGACAAUAUUAUGGUUGCUCUGAAGGUCCCUUAUGCUGGUGAUGAUAUCUCGCAAGGAUAUUAUUUAGAGGAAAAAGAAAAUCCAAGUUACUUUCCUGGGUUUUGUGGGAGUGUGAUCAUCAAUGGGACACCUGUCGGCCACAUAGGACUAGUUCAUCCAGAAGUCAUCACCAACUUCAAUCUCAACAAUCCUGCUGCUGCUCUUGAAAUUAACAUUCAGAAAGUUUUUGAAUUAACCAAUUUUGGACAUUAAAAUACAUUCCAUAAUUGCAAAAUUUUCAGUGUUAGAUCAUGUGUUUCUAGAUACAGGAAGAGUUUAUCUCUUGUUCAUCUAUCAACUUAUAUAUGGGUAUCGUCACUUCUCUUCUGUUUGUGCAUAUUUACAGUCAUGCUUGAGUGCAUGCGCAUGCAGUAUGUCAACAGAUAUUUAAUAGUUGGAUUGUUUGGGUAGAUCUUCAACAGAGAUCAAAUGGAAUGUCAUUUGAGGGAUGUUCAUCCUGUUCAUCUGGUUGCUGAAUACCAAAACAUUUGUAAUAAAAUAUAAAUAAUUA
Messenger RNA from Procambarus clarkii (red swamp crayfish), 2168 nucleotides. It is a transcript of the gene beta-PheRS, whose product is annotated as phenylalanine--tRNA ligase beta subunit. The record is from RefSeq and is a predicted model, not a curated record. Gene Ontology annotation, biological process: phenylalanyl-tRNA aminoacylation. Gene Ontology annotation, molecular function: RNA binding; phenylalanine-tRNA ligase activity; magnesium ion binding. Lineage: Eukaryota; Metazoa; Arthropoda; Malacostraca; Decapoda; Cambaridae. Gene Ontology annotation, cellular component: cytoplasm; phenylalanine-tRNA ligase complex.